Messenger RNA from Lytechinus pictus (painted urchin), 3608 nucleotides. Its product is annotated as endoglucanase E-4-like. NCBI's taxonomy places the organism in Eukaryota, Metazoa, Echinodermata, Echinoidea, Temnopleuroida, Toxopneustidae. Gene Ontology annotation, molecular function: hydrolase activity, hydrolyzing O-glycosyl compounds. The coding region runs from base 455 to 1816 and encodes 453 amino acids. The record is from RefSeq and is a predicted model, not a curated record. The transcript has 10 exons. Gene Ontology annotation, biological process: carbohydrate metabolic process.
GCACACAUUCCUGGGUAACUUUUAAGAGAGUAUAGGCUUUUGCGCUAACCGUUCUCUGCGGCCUCGAAUGACUCCUCUCCCGGAUGAUUGUUGAGGAACUCUACGCUGCGGGCGCGGACGCGACUCUUUCGGAAGACAAACCCAAGGCCUAAGAUAACAGCGGUAUCAGUACCUCGUUGGCUCUUUCCAGGGCAUUCUCCUGAAUAACAUUUGCGUGCUGCGUUUGGAGUCCGCCCACUCUUCGUUCCUUUUUACCUAUAAAGGACAUCCUUUCAGGCGAAGCAUGGACCUAUGGGCGAAGGGAGGUUAUAGUCUCUCCGGCCCUGGGGUGAGUGCCCCCCCCCUUCCCGUCUCUGUUCCUUAUUAGCGCCUGCUUAUUCCUUUGUUUUGAUGCAAGCUUCCCUCUUAUUUAUUCCGUGCUGGUUUAGUAUAACAGAUUGUGAAAGCAUCAACCAUGUUGCUGUUUCCAUUGAUAGCGAUCUGCCUAAUUUCACAAGGCCAAGCAUUCAACUGGAUGGAUUACGAUGAAGUGAUUGAAAAGUCAAUUUUGUUCUUUGAGGCCCAGAGGUCGGGUGCUCUACCAGAAGACAACAGGAUCGAUUGGCGUGGUGAUUCUGCUCUUUAUGACGGAAAAGACGUAGGAAUGGACUUGACAGGGGGAUGGUACGACGCCGGAGAUCAUGUCAAAUUCGGUCUUCCAAUGGCAUCAUCGGCCACUCUACUCGCUUGGGGUAUCAUCGAGUUUAAAGACGCAUACAUGGCAGCGGGCCAGUACGAAAAUGCAAAGAAGCAGUUAAGAUGGGCCACGGAUUACUUCAUCAAGUGUCACGUGUCUGCAAGUUACGAACUUUUCGUCCAGGUAGGGGAUGGGCAUGCUGAUCAUUCCUACUGGGGUCGUCCCGAAGACAUGACCAUGUAUAGACCAUCUAUGAAGAUCACACGUUCCAACCCUGGUUCGGACGUUGCAGGAGAAACUGCUGCUGCCCUGGCCGCUGCUUGUAUUGUCUUCAGGGACAGUGACUAUUCAUAUUCGGAGACUCUACGGGUGAGAGCACAAGAGUUAUUUGAGCUCGCCGACUCUUAUCUUGGUAUUUACUCCAACUCCGUUCCUGAAGCUAAUGAUUUCUACCGUUCCUCAGGCUAUAAUGAUGAGCUAGCUUAUGCCGCUGCUUGGAUCUAUAGAGCUACUGGGUAUAGUUUUUAUCUCAACAAGGCUAGGGAAUUCUACAGCUCCGGCACACCAUGGGCACUAUCCUGGGACGACAAAAACGCCGGUGUACAGAUGAUGAUGUACCAAAUUGACAAGUCCAACACAUAUCUGUAUAAGGAAGAUGUGAAAAGAUUCUUAGACAGUUGGAUGACAGGUGGUAGUGUUCACUACACACCCAAGGGACUAGCGUGGCGAUCUGAAUGGGGGCCGCUUCGCUAUUCAGCCAACACUGCUUUCAUCGCCGCCAUAGCGUGUAACGAGAGAAUCGACAAUUACCAAGAGUAUUGUGAUUUUGUAAGAACUCAAAUAGACUAUAUGCUCGGUUCGUCAGGCCGAAGUUACGUCAUCGGAUUUGGAAAUAACCCACCUCAGCGUCCUCAUCACCGAUCAAGUUCCUGUCCCGACCGUCCUGCGUCCUGUGACUGGAACAAUUACAAUUACGAAGGACCUAACCCGCAGACUCUCACCGGAGCCCUGGUCGGAGGACCCGACAGCAAUGACAACUACGACGACAGGCGUGAUGACUACAAGAGUAACGAGGUCGCUUGCGACUACAAUGCCGGCUUCCAGUCCGCUGUGGCUGGCCUUAGGCAUUAUCUUCUCUAGCUAAGUUGCAUUUUACAUGAAGGAUAGUCGGAUCCAGGAUUUCAUAAUUAGGAGUACAGAAGUAAAUUUAUCCAUAAGUUUGUUUGCCAAACCUUUGACAAGAAAAAGGGGGUUCCGUUUGCACUUACUGCCGCAAAGAAAGGAAGAAAUGAAGGUUUAAAAAAAAUAUUCAUUAUAGGGAUGGUCCAGGCUAAGGAUAUUUAUAUUUCAAUAAAAAGAGUAAAAUUCACAAAGCAAAAUGCUGAAAAUUUUAUCUAAAUCGGAUAACAAAUAACGAAGUUAUUGAAUUCUAAAGAUUUGCAUUAUUCCGGUGAAACAGUUCUAGGCAUGUCUUUGUGAAUAUUCAUUAGAAGGGCUGAUGAUGUCAUAUCCCCAUUUGUUAUUUUGUACUUUAUCAUAUGAAAUAAGGUUUAUUCAAAAGUUUUCUACCAAGAACUAUAAAACAACUGGAUUGACAUCUGAUUAAGUGCAUUAGUUAUUUACUGCCGCAAGUUAUUUCAUCAUAAUGGAAACACAUCAUUUACACAUGUAUGAAAAAAAUGAAACAUUUAUGAUUUCUUGUAAUAACAUAAGAAAAGGGAAAAUGGGGAUGUGACAUCAUCAGCCCACUUAAUGAAUAUUCAUGACGAUGUGCAUAUAGCUGUUUUCACAAAAUAUUGAUAAACUUUAAAAUUCAAUAACUUCGUUAUUUGUCAUCCGAUUUUGAUGAAAUUUUCAGCAUUUUGCUUUGUGACUUUUACUCUAUUUAUUUAGAUAUAAAUAUUUCCAGCCCGGACCAUUCAUUUAAAAUGAUACGAUGCAUGUUUCACUUUGAAAAGCAGGAACACAGUGAAAGACACAUCUUUUCACCUGAUCACAGGGUCACGUGGUACAACAUUAGGAUAAAGGGAGGCUAGACAGAGGCCUGUCACAUUCCCCCCCCCCCCGCCCCUACCACUGGAUCCGUCGCCUUCUGGAAAGCUGAAACGGUGUUUUAAAAAUAACGAUGGGCAAUACUGCAUGUCUUUUAAGAUAUGUAGGCUAAUAUAAUUAUAAUAAGAAUUAUCGUCAAGAUUAAAUAUCAAUUUAAUUGGUUACAAUAGUUAAUUUUAUCAAUCGCCAUAAUUGUAAAAACUUGAGUUAUUGGUUAAAAUCAGUAAAAACGAUUUGAACAACAUUCUACUACAAACAUCUGAAAAAUGUUGUUUUUCCUCUCGCAUACACUCUAAAAAGGUUUACCCAAUAUUGGGCAAAAUGGGAACAUGUAUGUUUGCUGUGUAAAAUGAUAGCAAAUACUUGGCAAACUUUACGCAAUGUUGCGUUGAAAUUUACCCAUUAAACUUGCAUUUUGUCGAAUAUUGCGGAAAAGAUUACACAGCAAACACGCUUGUUCCCUUUCUUCCAAUAUUGGGUAAUUUGUGUACUCUUCUUUUUUUAGAGUGUACUCACCCUUAAUCGAUGACGAUCAAGGUCCUAGAUUCCUCAUUCUCUUAUAGAAUCAACUCCACUACCAUGUUUACUGUUACUAUAGCAUUGAUUUAAAAAAAUCACCCCUAACGAGUGUAGUGAUGGGUUAAUCACAUCACUACUUUUUUUAUAUUAUACAAUAACAUAUCAAACUUAUUGAUUGAAAUUUAUCAAUCUAAUAUUUUCAGAUUUAUUUCCAAUCUAACAAAAUAUCACAUAACCAGGGGUGUGAUGACGAAUAUUUAUUUCUCAAAUAUCUAAAAUCGUUGUGAUAAUUAACUUUGUUAAUUCAACUUAUCAUCAGCAUGUUUCAUCCCGAAUUGAAAUAAAAUCAAUAUUGCUCACA